UAAUCCCAGGAGGCUCAUGUGGAAGCGAGAGUUCACGUCGGAUUUCACCGCACUGACCAAAGACGGAGCAGAAUGGAUAGCUCAGAACACAUCCCUUAAGCUCAUCGGUACGUUCCGUUUGGUGCUUCUUUGUUCUCACGCGCAUAUAUACAGGACUCGACUACCUUUCCGUCGGAGUUUACAACGAGCCGGAUGCGACGCACAAGCCCCUCCUGAGCAAGGGAGUCGUACUCGUGGAAGGAUUGAACUUGGACAACGUUCAAUCCGGUUUCUAUACGCUGAAUUGCCUUCCAGCAGCAUUAAUCGGCUCUGAUGGCUCGCCUACGAG
Molecule: messenger RNA, 328 nt
Organism: Selaginella moellendorffii
Lineage: Eukaryota; Viridiplantae; Streptophyta; Lycopodiopsida; Selaginellales; Selaginellaceae
Product: kynurenine formamidase
Exons: 2
Coding region: 17-313 (98 amino acids)
Molecular function (GO): arylformamidase activity
Source: RefSeq, a predicted model, not a curated record